This is a messenger RNA of Podarcis lilfordi (Lilford's wall lizard), 19604 nucleotides long. The record is from the annotation of a GenBank genome assembly. NCBI's taxonomy places the organism in Eukaryota, Metazoa, Chordata, Lepidosauria, Squamata, Lacertidae.
AUGUUUCUGAUGAUUGGUCCACUCUGGAGGUUGGCCAACAAGAAGCACAUUCUAGCCUUGCUAAGGCUAAGCAUGAUUGGUAAGUCCACUUUUGUAAUUCUAAAGUUUCUUCAAAAAGCUUGGCAACAACAAGGUGUCAGGCCGAACUUUUCAAACCAUAUUAGCAUUUAAAUGGCAAGAUGGGCAAUUAUUUCAUAUAGACAUCCAAAUUCACGGUUUAUGUCUUUCAAGGAGGAUUAGCUGAAUUCCUGGAAGUAAAGCUAUCAAUGACUACAGUGGUACCUUGGGUUACAUACGCUUCAGGUUACAGACGCUUCAGGUUACAGACUCUGCUAACCCAGAAAUAGUGCUUCAGGUUAAGAACUUUGCUUCAGGAUGAGAACAGAAAUCAUGCUCCGGCGGCGCAGCAGCAGCAGGAGACCCCAUUAGCUAAAGUGGUGCUUCAGGUUAAGAACAGUUUCAGGUUAAGUACAGACCUCCGGAACGAAUUAAGUACUUAACCCGAGGUACCACUGUACUGUACAUUUGCAGUCUUAACCAGGGUUAAGGCAAUAAACCAUGGUUAGUGCUAACCAUGGAUACUGCAAGAGGGGAGAGUUGUACCCACGUCCUGCUAAGAAGCUUCCCAAAGGUUUCUGGCUGCACAGGCAGAUUCAGGGAAGUGUAACCGGUUCAGUCACACUGGGCGUGGAGCAUUGGGAGCACCCCAGGGGUGCGGGUGCUGCAACUAUGAUGUAGAAUGGAAGCCCUCCAAAUUUUGGUGCCACACAGGGCACCACUGAAAUUUGAGACCCAAGGUCCAUUGCUGCUGGCUGGUUGCUGGACUAGAUGAGCCACUGGCCUCAUUCUGCAGGCUCUCCUUAGGUUCUUCAUCAGUCACUAUUGCCACCACUAAAACACAACUGAGAUCUGAGCGGUUGCUAGCAUUAUGCCAAGGAAAGAACAGUAGAAACUGCAGGAAAGAGAAUGUUGUUGUUUAGUCAUUUAGUCAUGUCCGACUCUUCGUGACCCCAUGGACCAGAGCACGCCAGGCACUCCUGACUUCCACUGCCUCCCGCAGUUUGGUCAAACUCAUGCUGGUAGCUUUGAGAACACUGUCCAGCCAUCUCAUCCUCUGUCGUCCCCUUCUCCUUGUGCCCUCCAUCUUUCCCAACAUCAGGGUCUUUUCCAGGAAGUCUUCUCUUCUCAUGAGGUGGCCAAAGUAUUGGAGCCUCAGCUUCAGGAUCUGUCUUUCCAGUGAGCACUCAGGGCUGAUUUCCUUAAGAAUGGAUCGGUUUGAUCUUCUUGCAGUCCAUGGGACUCUCAAGAGUCUCCUCCAACACCAGAAUUCAAAAGCAUCAAUUCUUCGGCGAUCAGCCUUCUAGGAAAGAGAAUAGAGACAGUUAAAAUUCAGCACAUUCACUAAGGCAUUCCACAGCUACCGGUGGGACUACUUUCAAGUAUCAGGGUUUACCCUACUUUCAUGUUUCAGGGUGUGGGCCUGCGGAAUAAAUCUUACUGACAAACAUGGGACCAGGCCAGUGUAUCUAUUGAUUUAACACCUUUCUAUUCUGCCUCCCCAUCAUAAAGCUGCAAUUGCCUUGUUUGGAAUACAAAUCAUUCUCAGCUAUGUUAAGAAUGGAGUGCCAUUUCUUCUAAAGAUUCUCCUUAAACUUGGAACGUAAUAUUAGAUUAUGCAAAUGUAGUGUCAGUGUUCACAUAGCUAGUUGCUUUUAGGCGUAUGAACAAAAGUCAUUUCAUAUGAACUUUUAAUAUCCCAGUGAAACACUAACUCUUUUCUGUGUUCAGAUCACCUGAUCAGUUGGGCCAACUCACAUUACUCUUUCUAGCAAAAAAUAAAACCACGUCAUUGCUCUUCUUCUAAGCAAGUGUCUCCCAACUUACACAGGGGUUACAUUCUUGGCUACUGUGUGUAUACGUGAAAUCACGUAGAGUGGGGAACACCAUCUAAAAAGUCUGUAAACACUCUCUAAACCUCUGGAAACCCUUUAAAAAAGCCAGCAGUGCCUACCAGACUGGCAUGAAUGGUCACAAUGGUGGCUCUCAGUUUUCCUCAUCGCUGGAGGACAAUGUGGAAACGACGAAAAGGAGAGUAGACCGGUACCCCAAAGUGCCUGGCUGUGAUUCAGAGGUAGACAGGACCCUGAAGGAGUGGCAGACCUACAUUUCAGGGGCUCUGAAGCUCAAAUUGUCAUGGCCCCCCCUUCACAACCAGCAAUGAGGUCUGGGUAACCACUGUUAUCUUCUGCAAUGGGGUUGUUCCAUGACAGAUCAGCACACCUUUACAACUUCAUUGCUACUGUCUCUCAAACUUCGGGAUGGUUGAAAUAUAUAAAACAAAACAUUAAUCAAUUUGUGUCAGGCGACUCAUAAGGGAUCUCCUAGAGUAGACCCAACAUUUUAAAGCAAUGUGAACUAAAGUCGCUUCAGGAUUAGGAGUCCUGAAGUUUAAGCUUCAUCAGUUUUAUAGUAGAUCCGCUCCUGCCCUGAAGUGCUUGGCUGUGGGUCAGAUUUCACUUGCUGAUGGUGCUCGUGCCAUUUUUGCAGUUUCCCUGCUCUUUUCAGGACGUUUUUUGCUCCUUUCACGCCUUUUUGCAAUAUAAAUUGUUUUAUUUAAUUAUUUCCUGUCACCGCACAUGUGGGGAGACACCUGUAUCUAAAAUUCUCUUAUCUUCUUUAAUAGGAAUAUGCACAUACACCUGCCAGGGGAGCUCUCUCAGACAACAGAGAAACUUUCCCCCGACAGCAUGCUGAGAAACUUUGUCCUUACUGGAUUGGUUCUGAAUUGAGUCAAGAGAAAUUUGAUAACUGCUUAUUUAGGAAUUUACCCUCUCCCAGAUUCACUAGUUUUCUACAUGCAAUUAUUUCAUAUAUAUAUAUAUAUAUAUAUGGACUCUACUGCAUGAGUUUGCUAAACAUGGCCCUCAGCUCUUAGAGAAUAGGACAAUGAACAGGUCUUUAUUCAAGCUGAGGUGGAGCAGCCAAUAGAAUUAUCAACCAACAACACUGUAACAACUGGAUUCUGUGGGGGUUUACUGCUUUUGAGAAAGCAUGCAAAGGAUCAGGCAAUAAAAUUAUUAAGGGGGAGGUGAGAAUUACCUUUAUUUGUUUAGGGCAUCAUCUAAGAACCUCUACGUUCACUGAUUUCAAAGGGGGAGACAGUUUUAUACUUUACUCUCCCAUUGGAACAAAUGGGUGUUAAUAGUGCUCAACUGUAGCUAUAUUAUACAAUUUUUAUUUUUAUUUUUUAAUGUGUUUCUCUUGACAGGGAGCAUUCUUUCAUACCAAGCUCCAAAUGCUUACCUUCGACUCUUGAUCCUGGCCAUGGGCGUUUCUUCAUCGUUGGUAGUUCAAACCGUAACAUGGUGGUCUGGCAAUUCUUUACAAAGGUAUUGUGAAAGAGGGCGCAGAUCUUGCAUUAUAAGUAGCAAGCUAUCUUCUUUGACAGUAAUCGAAAACAGUGAAAAAGCUUUAAUCUUAAAGCAGAUUUCUACUUAAUACUACAGCUAUUUUAGCUUAUUUGUUUGUGCAUUCCUUAAAAAUAUAUAUGUUUAAAUGUUCUGCUUUUACAGAUACUGCAGAAUCUGGGGAUUUAUACUAGGAAAAAUUGUUCUUCUUGUUCUUCGGAUUUGCUAUACAUCGUUAAACCCAGUAUGGAACUGUACAACUGCCAAUGUUACUAUAACCGUCCUAGGCUUUGUAGCAGCACUUGAGCGAACAUAUACAGGUGACAAUUCAAAAUGAAGCCAUUCCUUUCUUUGUAUAUCCUCAGCAGAAUUUUGAGGGUGGUAUGUGGGGGAAAACAUGACCAUCAAUAUGAGCUACGACUGAGUGAGUGGGUGAAUGGUAAUCCUAAUUUAUCUCCCUGUCCAACCCCAUCUUUAAUUCCCCUUGCCUCUGUUUCAUUUUCCUCUCUGUUCCUCAGGACUUUUGCCUUCCUCCGCUGUCUCACGGGCACCCUAACCUCCAACUUCCUCUAUUAUCAGGCCUGGCAUCAGGAGGAAGCAUCCUCAAGCAAUUGCUGGGGACUUGGUGCUCCCGAAGGGAUCACCCCUGAUACCUGCCGCGAUUCCUCCCAUCACCAUCACUCCUUCUUCUUUAUUCUUUGGCGAUUCCUCGUAGCCGGGUAAGAUUGUCUUCCAUGAACACGAUCUUAAGAGUGAGUCUGUAAGUGACUGUGGAGGCCAAUUAUGGAUUUACACAUCCUUCUACCUUGGGAACAUAGGUUUCUGGUGGGAGUUGAUCACAGUGAGGGUUUGCCAAGUGUGCCUUCCUCUUAGCACGUUUCUCCCUUUCAUCCUGAAUUUGAGUGUCUUCAAAGUCCAUGACACCUUUGGUAAAGGCUGUUCUCCAAUUGGAGCGCUCGCAGGCCAGUGUUUCCCAGUUGUCGGUGUUUAUACUAUUAGAAUUGCCAUUAGAGAGUCUUUAAACCUCUUUUGUUGACCAACAACAUUACGCUUUCCAUUUUUAAGUUCGGAAUAGAGUAGUUGCUUUGGAAGACUAUAAUUGGGCAUCCACACAUGACCAGUCCAAUGCAGUUGAUGUUGAAGAAUAAUUGCUUUGACACUGGGGAUCUUUGCUUCUUCCAGUACCCUGGCAUUAGUUCGCUGGUCUUCCCAAGUGGUGUGUAAAAAUUUUCAGAGACACUGUUGAUGGAAUCUUUCCAGGAGUUGGAGAUGGCGUUUAUAAGUCGUCCGUGUUUCACAAGCAUGCAGUAGGGUUGGUAGUACAAUAGCUUUGUAAACAAGCAUUUUGGUUUUCCACCAUCACUCCAGGGCAUUGUGGGAAAUUAAAACGGCCAUCACCAGUGGGGGUUUGGAGUCUGGCAGUGCUCAAUAGACUGCUGUUGCCUGGUAAACUCAUCAGAUAAGGGCUCGUCAGUGAACACUUGGCUGAGGGACUCCCACAUAUAACAAGCCGGACCUGAUUCUCAUUGAACCAUACCUGGUUCCUAGAGCUAUGUUAGUGAGAUGCCCACUAAAUACAGAGAAUGUGUGUGGAACCGCAAGGUCUUCAUUCCCCCCUGUGCUGUCACUCAGUUCUGUUUCUAGAGAGUAGCUCUGCUGAUUCUCUAUGUGCAUCCUAAGUCUUGACUCCUUGAUUCCAGACCUGUUAAACAUGGCGGUCUUUGUGGGGCAGACCUAUUAUUGAUCCCUGAUUGACUCACCCUGUCGAAGAAAGUGAUUAGGUUCUCAUAUCUGUGUAGCACCAUAACCUCUGGCGUAGGGCAGGCGCCAUAAGCAAGAACCCAGUCACUCGUAGUGUAUAAGACCAUGAAUAGCCACUGGCACAUGAGGUUUAGCAUAACUGAAUCCAGUGGUGUGCAGUCAGUGGACUAGGGUUAAAUGUUUCCAGUAAAUUAGAGUAUUAAAGUGUUAAAGACUAGUUACUCCUUCCCAAAGCCAGGAAGCUUCUGUCGGCUUAGGGAGGGAGGCACAAUGUACCCGUGCAUGGCAUUGGGACACCGCAAUGUUGCACACAUGCCCCCCCCUUGCUCUCACAAGCUGGUGCCUCUGGCACUAACUUGUUCCCCUAUGGAAAAAUUCACUGCACACCACUGACUGAAUCACACAGAAUUGUGCAACACAUAAUAAGUUUGAGAGGAUAUGAGUGAGGACCACUAGUGUUGUGUUUUAAAAUUAUGCUGGCUAUUAUGCUAGUACAAUUGUAUGGCCAGGAUCCAAAGAGCUAUGAGUUGUAUUUUCCAGCCUCCCUUCCUUUGUAGUCCAUGGCACCUACUCCCAAAAGCUGCUAUUUAUGGCAGGGGACCUUCAGAGUAGACUGCAGUGCACUGUGGGAGGAGAGGAAAUCAACUAGCCCACUGUGCAUGUGCAGAAGUAUUUUGUGUUUGUGUUGUAUGGGGUUCUUUGAAUCCCGAACUAUGCCAUGGGCCCAGUAGAAAUUCUCUUAGAAUAUGAUCCUUCCUGGGCAUUCUAGUCAAGAAGUAAGGUCCAUUAAAAUAAAAGGCUAUGGAUCACGCUUCCAAGAAGUAAACCUUUUAAAUUCAGUAGGACUUACAAGGCAAUCUUAACUGUGUCUUUUGUGUUAUGUGUGAAAAUCUUCUUAGAAAUUUCUGAACACUUAUGACUUUGUACACUUGGGUGGAAUCUACACACAUAUAAAAAAAAUGCUUUGAAAACGCUGUUUUAAAAAAGGUUUGAAAAAUAUAUUGAAUUUUGCAUAGCUCACUGUCGCCAUCUAGAGUCGCAUUUGUAUAUUGCACUUUACAACACUUUUAAAACAUUUUAUUUGCAGCUGUGUAGCUGAGUCCUUGAUUUGCUGAAUUGAUGUUUUCCACUUUUUUAAGGUACUAAAAGCCAAAAACAAGAAGCAAACAAGAUUGGAAACGCAGCAAAGGAAACAAUUCAUGGUUCCAACUGGUUUUUGUCAGGGACAGCUUUUGGCAGCCUAAUGUUCCUCACCUUCUGGAUUUUUGGAGAGGUCUCUCUAGUUUCUAGAUGGGCAGUGAGUGGACACCCACAACCUGGGCCAGAUCCUAAUCCACAUGGGUAAAGUGUGUGCUCUCCUAGUAUUUUAUUAAGCAAGUUAAAAAUAUCAAAUCCCAAACAGGUGGAGCUUGGAGGGCAUGAAAUCCUGGUAACAACAACAACUUCUAAAGCAACCCUGGACAGUAAUCAAAUUGCACCUCCUUCCUGCUCCACCCUUGCUAUAAAGUCGGGCACUGCUUGUUACAGUAAAACUGACUGUAACUGGCUGGGAAAUAUUUAGCUAGUCUAUCCAUAACAACUUGCUUGUCCAAAUCCUCUUCAGAUUCAGGCCAGAGGAAAAGAAAAGAAUUAAGUUUAGCUUGUGCCUUCUCUUGAGUUGUUUCUUUCGAAAAACGCAAUAAUUAUCUGUUCUCUCAUUUUUACAGAGGCGCCGUUCUCUUAGGACUGGCUCAUGGACUAAUGCUGUCUUUCUGGCCUUGGUCUACGUGCGCCCUGUGUGGUUGGUGCCUUAUAGGUAAGAAUAAAUGUUCUGCAGUCCCUAAGCCUCUUAAAGACAUUGCAUUAGUAGGAAUGGGGAAAGGAGACAUACGUUCUUCAUUUGCUGAACUGUAUAGACUUGGGGAUCUUGCCCAUGGUGAAAUUCACAGCAUGAGUUCAUCUGAGAGUAAUUUUUAGGUGUUAUAUGAGUGCGUUAGUCAUGGAAUAGUUCUUUCAUUUUGAUGUAAAUACUGCACAGUAAGUGGUUUAAGGAUCUACGCAAUUACUUCUCCAUCCAGGGAGCUUUCAUAUACCGUCUUAUACAGUAGGCGGCAAGAAGUAUGUAUAUGUUUUUAGCUCAUGGUUGGAGGAUCAGAAACAACAUUUAUCAUGUUAGGUGUUAGAACUCACGCUUGCUUGGAAACUCUAAUCCAUAAUUAGUUUACCAUACUUGGGUAAGCUGAUAGCGUCUAGGCAUUCCUGGGUGAAACCUUGAUCCUCAUCAAUGCCGUUUCUGCCCUAGUAGUAGUUUCUAUACUGAGAUCAUCUUAGUCAUCACAGUGGUUACCAUUCAUCUUGGACAAUUCCACCUUCCUAGCUCCUUAGCAGUUUUUCAGUAAAGUGUAUUACCAAAUGCUGGGUCAACUGCUUCAGAAUCUCUUUGGGUUCCAAGAGAUAGCAAUCCAACAGAAAGUAUUUAAAUAACUGGAGAACUAUCAGACUGGUUUGAGGACAUUAUUAGUCUUGGGAACCCUUUAUUGUUUACUCUGAUCCCAGUUAUAAUAAGGUCUGUGAUGGUUUUUAUUCAUGGUGAUGUUUUAUUAUAAUAAAGGGGAUAUUGAUACUGCGUUAUAUUUAUAAAGGGGUUGUUUCCGUUAGAUUUUAUGGUGCCAUAUUUAUCACUGUGUGUUGUAGCCAACAUUAGUUCUAGUCAGAGCAGAACCAUCAAAAUUAAUAGACAUGACUAGCUUAUGUUCUAGAGUACUAGACCUACUCUGAGUAGAACCUACAACCAAAUGACAGUGGUGCCAUAUUGAUCAGGAAGACAAUACAUAGCAAUGUUUUGUGACUUUGGCAUCAUUUUUUGUCCCUUUUUUAAUAGGUGCAGCAGGAGCAGCUGGUCUGCUUGGCUUACGAACGUGGUAUGCAGCCAUUGCUGGCGACCUCCUAGCUGUCUUUACAAUGUGCGUGUGGCCUCGCAUAACCGGAUGCUUCGUUAGCUGUUUACAUCCUGGGAAAGUCAUGAGUACAGCCAUGCUCAUACUUGUGCUAGAAACAUUCUUCUGUGUGUGGUGCACAGCUUAUAAAUUUGUGCCUGGUGGAAUCUAUGCUAGAGAAAGCUCUCAUAUUCUUUUGGGUAUGUUUGCCCUUCUUAGAGGGUUAUGUAAACAGAAGUAUGAGUGUAUCAUUUAUAAUACUUGCAUCUUUACAUGCAAAUACUAGUGCAGAAACAAUCUUUAACAUGUGUAGGCAAACUAAGGCCCGGGGGCCGGAUCCGCCUCAAUUGCCUUCUAAAUCUGGCCUGCGGACAGUCCAGGAAUCAGCGUGUUUUUACAUGAGUAGAAUAUGCAUUAUUUAAAAUGCAUAUCUGGGUUAUUUGUGGGGCCUGCCUGGUGUUUUUACAUGAGUUGAAUGUGUGCUUUUAUUUAAAAUGCAGCUCUGGGUUAUUUGUGAGGGAUGCAGGUGGCGCUGUGGUCUAACCAAAGAGCCUAGGGCUUGCCGAUCAGAAGGUCGGAGGUUCAAAUUCCCGCAAUGGGGUGAGCUCCCGUUGUUUGGUCCCAGCUCCUGCCCACCUAGCAGUUAGAAAGCAUGUCAAAGUGCAAGUAGAUAAAUAGUUACCACUCCGGUGGGAAGGUAAACGGCGUUUCCAUGUGCUGCUCUGGUUCGCCAGAAGCGGCUUAGUCAUGCUGGCCACAUGACCCAGAAGCUGUCUGCGGACAAACGCCGGCUCCCUCGGCCUAUAGAGCGAGAUGAGCACGCAACCCAAGAGUUGUCCGCGACUGGACCGAACGGUCAGGGGUACCUUUACCUUUACCGGGUUAUUUGUGGGGCAUAGGAAUUUGUUCAUUCCCCCCCCCAAAAAAAUAUAGUCCGGCCCCCCACAAGGUCUGAGGGACAGUGGACCGGCCCUCCUGCUGAAAAAGUUUGCUGACCCCUAAUCUUUAAGGACGAAUUCACAGUGUGCUGUGCCUUGAUUAUUAUACAAAAUAAUGACAAUUCAAAGUUUCUGUAAGGCUCCAGCACUCAGCGCUUUUCGACGGAGCAUGGUCACCAUUCAGCUACAAAAUGAUAGAUGUACAUGCAAAAGCCACAGCACCCACGACAAAUCCCAGACUGGACCUAAAUAAGAGUAACUGAAAAUAAUUUUAAAUCAGAUCAUUCCCCUAGCCUAUACUAGGUCAUAAUUUUGGAAUAACUCUCCCAUAUUUUGUCCUUAUGUAUGAUGUAUGUAUGAUGUAUAUAUCAUUAUAUACGGCACCUUACCAGUUUUCACUAGCAAACAAGACAGGUUCCUGUUUCAAAGAGCUUGCAGUGAGGAAGGCAAUAGGGGAAGGAGAUACAGGAGAAAGGUAUACAACUGCAGUUACAUGUACUUUGACUUGGAUACAUCUAGGAAAGAGAACUGGGAUUCAUUAUUUCGUUUUGUCAUGCGUUCCUUUAUUUUCUCUAUUUUGGGGCAAACGUUAUGUGCAUAAGGGAUGCGGGUGGCGCUGUGGGUUAAACCACAGAGCCUUGCACUCUAGAAGGUCAGCGGUUCGAAUCCCCGCGAUGGGGUGAGCUCCCGUUGCUCAGUCCCUGCUCCUGCCAACCUAGCAGUUCAAAAACACGUCAAAGUGCAAGCAGAUAAAUAGGUACUUCUCCAGCGGGAAGCUAAACGGCAUUUCCGUGCGCUGCUCUGGUUCACCAGAAGCGGCUUAGUCAUGCUGGCCACAUGACCCGGCAGCUGUACGCCGGCUCCCUUGGCCAAUAAAGCAAGAUGAGUGCUGCAACCCCAGUCAGCCAUGACUGGACCUAAUGGUCAGGGGUCCCUUUACCUUUACCUUUUUAUUAUGCAUAUAUUAUACCAACCUCUGUAAUCCUAUCAGCCACUUCUGUAUUGCUCACACACUAGUCAAAGAACGUGAUUGUAAAUAGUGAGAUUGAACUUUUUGUUUUCCCUUCUGAUUUAUCUGUAGCCUCCAAAGAAAAACUUUUCAGCCCUGAUUUGGCCAUUCAGGUUUGGCUAUGAUAAUGAAGGUUGGCCCAACUUAGAGCGAUCGGUCGUCCUUCUGAAUCAAACAGGUACUUUCAACAAAAUCAUAUAGCUUGUGCAUUAUGCCUCUCUUGUCUUCUGUGAUAGACUCUUCCACCUGCGGCAGAGGGGUAUAGAACCAGGAAAUCAGAGCUCUGGGCUCUAGAAUGGGAACAACCUUCAGUUGCUAUAAUUAUUUUUGUUGUUAAUUAUGAUUGCUAUUAUGCCAUACCAAUGUUGGGCAGGAGGAGCAGAAACGUCAUUCAGGUAAGCAACACAAGGAGACAUAAUUUUUUCUAUUAGAUGUUUGUAUUAGAUAUUGUGUUUCACAAAAACCAGUAUUGCUCCUGUGGAGUGAGAAGAUGAGAUCAUUUUAUUUUCCCCUCUUUGCAUACUAAAGCCUUUCACCAAAAGAGUCAAUGAGACAAUGCAGAGGUGGCAGAAUCAAUAAUAUGCUUUGUUCUUUGCAUUUUGAUAGAAAAAAUUGAAACAGUUGAUGUUAUGAGAUUACUACCCAGUUUCCCGCUGCUUGCCUCUCUUUUCAAACAAAAUAUAAAUAAAUACUGAAGAUAUAUUAAUAAAGCUACACUUCUCAACCCAUUGUUUUGUUUCCCAGGGGCAGACUUUAUUACUAUUGUGGAGAGUGACGCUUCUAAGCCAUUCAUUGGGAACAAUGAUCCAACCAUGUGGUUGGGAGAGAAACUUGGUUUUUACACAGAUUUUGGCCCAAGUACCCGAGAUCAUACUUGGGGGUGAGUGAACUGUAUUUGAUUACAGAGGUGCAAUAGGUGAUUAAAGACAUAGAUAUCUGAUGCAUUGUAAUGAGGAUGCUAUUGUGUUUAUAUCAAGUGUGAUAUCAAGUUAUAUCAUUUUUCUGGGUUUCUUUCUUUCUUUUUUGGAUGCAGAUACUUGUGAAUUAUGGCAUUUCAUAACAUGCCUUCAUUAUCCCAUAUCCCAUAGGGACAUAUCCUGCAUCCUGAACAUGCCUUUAGCCGACUCUCAGUCCUCUACAGGUCUAGUUUGGAUUUCGCUAAACCAUAAUUUUACAUGACACGAAGCAGUCUGUGAAUUCCAGGCUUGCAAGAUCCGCCCCCACCCUGCCCCGUCUCCUCCAGUGUGGCUAUAAGGAGAUUGCAAGCUUUUGCUUCAUAUUUUGCUUGACCACAGCUUAUCAUUUUAUCCAACCUGCAGUCUUGGUAUUAAAUGGGGUGAGAUGUGGAAAACAUGUACCUUGAAUUCUCAUCUAUAGCUUCCUAGAUUGAUAAUAUGGAAGUGAAAUAGGAACUUGUUGGCUUACAUUAUUUCCCCGUCAUGCCAUAGAACAUUAUCUGUUCCUGGACCUAAAGCCACAACAUCCCAUAAUUUUCACCCUUAUCUUUUAUUGAAUCCUGCACAGGCUUUCAACCCUAUUUAGUUAUGAGAUGAUUACCCAGUUUCCUGAGUGAGCCUCUUUUGCCCUGUUCUCCCAUCCUAGCUCAUUAAGUCUCCUACCCAGUGGUGAUACCUUGGACGGCUGCCUUGGGUCACUGAACUGCAGGUGCUGGUUUUAGUUUGCAUUGUGCUUUGGAACUAGCUGUGUUCAGUAAUUUUACUUUAAUGUAACGCAGGAUGAUGGUUCUGUCAAGAUACCCAGUCGUGAAGUCCAGACACCACCUUCUCCCUUCUCCUGAGGGAGAGAUAGCACCAGCCAUCUCCAUGACUGUGAACUUCACAGGGAAACUGGUGGAUUUUGUGGUUGCUCAUUUUGGAAAUGAAGAGUAUGUAUGAAAAUUGCUUGUGUGAACAGAAAAGAAGCCAACUAUUUAAGAUAUUAUUAUUAUUAUUAUUAUUAUUAUUAUUAUUAUUAUUAUUAUUCCAUCCACACCUGAGAAAAAUACCGUAUUUUUCACUCUAUAAGACGCACCCGACCAUAAGAUGCACCUAGUUUUAGAGGAGGAGAACAAGAAGAAAAAAAUUCUCUCCCUCUCUGUGCAGCGCCCCUUCAGUGAAGCGGCAGGAGAAACGGAGCACUUUCCAUUUCUCCUCCCGAUUCGCUGAAGGGGCGCUGCGCAGAGAGGGAAAGCUUCGCAGUGCCUCUCCAGCGAAGCGAAGCCAGGAGAACAAGAGGAAUAGGUGUGCACCGAUCCCUCUUGCUCUCCUGGCUUCAGCGAAAGCAACGCGAAGCCAUGGAGCCUGCAUUUGCUCCAUAAGACGCACACACAUUUCCCCUUACUUUUUAGGAGGGGAAAAGUGCGUCUUAUAGAGCGAAGAAUACGGUAUUGAUAUCGGUAAUGGAUGGAUGUCAUCCAGUACCUAAGAUUAGAAUCAACCGGAGUCAUGUUCUUUUGAGUAGUUUUUUUAAAAAAGAAAUUUAUUUGGCUUUACAAAUUAGUGUUUACAUUCAAAGUCAUGUAUAAAAAACAAAUAAACAAGAUUCUUUCUGGGUGGCUUCCAACCAAAUAUUAAAAACACAAUACAGCAUUAAAUAUUAAAAAUUUCCCUAAACAGGGCUGCCUUCAGAUGUCUUUUAAAAGUAAGAUAGUUGCUUAUUUCCUUGACAUCUCAUGGGAGGGCGUUCCACAGGGCAGACGCCACUACUGAGAAGGCUCUCUGCCUGGAUCCAUGUAACCUCACUUCUCGCAGGGAGGGAACCACCAGAAGGCCCUCAGCGCUGGACCUCAGUGUCCAGGCUGAACAACGGGGGUGGAGACGCUCCUUCAGGUAUACAGGACUGAGGCCGUUUACCUCCACCCACGUCCCUCCACCCUUCCAUGGGUUUUUUACUUAACCUUUUCUACUGCAUAUCAUCGUCACCCCAAUUUUUUAGUUGUCCAUUGUGCCCAAGUCUUUGUUACAUUACAAGAGUUGUUUUAAACCUGCUAAAGAGUUCAAAUGUUUACAGUGGUCUUCCAAAUAUAAUAUAAAUUUCCCCCAUUCUCUGUUGAAGUUUUGAUCUUCCUGAUUUUCCCAGUCAUUUCUUCCAUUUCCUCCUAGUCUAAGAGUUUCAUCUACCAUUCCACUCUGGUAGGGACCUUGUUGUCUUUCCAGCUUUGAGCUACCAGCAUUCUGGCGCCUGUCAUUGCAUGUUAUUUUGAGUACUGUAGUUAAUUAAAAAAUGAUAGUGAAAGUAGGAGGGCAGACUGAAAACAGAAGAUGUUGAGAUGUUGUGGAACUCGGGUUGGCUCUGUAUUUUGCAGAGCCAUGGGGCUGGUCGAUACAAGCACAUACAGCAGUUAAUAUCUCAUUAGAACAAGAUGAGGAGCAGUUGGGUUUGUGAAUUGAGUUCAUUGAGAAGUGCUAUUUGGUGGUAUUAAAUAUUAAAUAUAAGUGUGGUGGCUCCGGCACAUGUGCAAACCCAUCACUUUUAGAUGGAGUGGUAUGGAAUAGAAAUUCCUUUCCUUUCACUUUGCUCACUGACUAGACCAAGAAGAUUAAUAUCCUUUUUAAAAAAAUGCUUUAUAGGUCCAAUUUAGCAUCUUAUGAAAAACAUAGCCUGACAGUGUUUGUGACUGUGCUAGAGACAAAAAAAGGCAAAAGCAACCUUAUUGGCCAGUAAGGAAGAAUUCAAAAUCCACAUCAGGACAAUGAAGGAGCGUCUCCACCCCCAUUGUUCAGCUCAGACACUGAGGUCCAGUGCUGAAGGCCUUCUGACGGUUCCCUCGCUGUGAGAAGCCAAGUUACAGGGAACCAGGCAGAGGGCCUUCUCGGUAGUGGCACCCGCCCUGUGGAACACUCUCCCACCAGAUGUCAAGGAAAUAAACUACCAGACUUUUAGAAGAUAUCUGAAGGCAGCCCUGUUUAGGGAAGCUUUUAAUGUUUAAUAAACGAUUGUAUUUUAAUAUUUUGUUGGAAGCCACCGAGAGUGGCUGGGUUAUUAUUAUUAUUAUGUUAUUAUUAUGUUAUUAUUAUUAUUAUUAGGCCAGGCAAAAUGUUACAAAAUAGUGUACAAGCUUUGAGUUCUCCGGAAUGCUUAAUCAAGCUAGAUGUUAAGCAAACUAAGGGUGGGAACAGGAAAAUAACUUGGCUUAUAUUGGAGCCCUGGAGUUGUUUGCAUUUAGUUUCAGUCUUUAAUGGUACUUGCUCAUGAUUAAAAUGGUGGGGUGCUGGAUGGGAGAAGACCUGGACUCAAAUCUGUGCUCAGCCAUAUAGACCAUGUCUUGGGCAUGUUGCUGGUUCUCAGCCUAACCAACCUCACAUGGCUGCUGUGAAGAUAAAAUGGGGUAACGACAUGUAUUCCCCCUUGAACAUUUUUAAGAAUGGGUAGGUCACAAAUGUGAUCAGCAACAAAUAUAAUGGAUUGCAGUUGUUAGCAGAAAUAUUUGCGAUUCCCCCACUCUCCCUAGAAAUUGCAAUUUCCCUAGAAAGAUGAAUCGUAUCUUAUGACUGCAAUUCUUGCCAUUGCCACUUCCUUCAAAUAAGAAUCAUAUCUUAUUUCCCACCCCCAGAGAAGACUCAGAUAGAGAGCUUCAAGCAAUAGCUGUUUCUAAUUUAUUGAAGAUGAGCUCUAACCAGGUUGUGUUUCUAGGAUACAUCACUUCAGCUCCUGGUUCCAGAGAUUACUUGCAAAUAAUUGAAAAUGGCAACGUUAAGGUAUUACAGUUAUGAUCCGAAAUCAUUUCUGUAAAAAUACAAGAUUGGUAACAAUACAACUUGGUGGCCUGGGUACAUAUUUACGGCAUAAUAGUAAAUUAAAAUGAAACUGUGCAUGCAUUGGUUUUUUAAAAGGUGGUCAGAAUCUUAAUGUGCAAAAAGCACUGUGUGGACAAUUACCCAGGCUGGAUAGCAGAGUGCUUAUCUAAAGAACAAGGAAAAGAAAUGCAUAGUCAAUAGAAGACUGAAAUGAAAGCGAUUAGAGCAAAUCAUCUCCUAAACCCAAUUUCAUCCACCUCAUCUCCUUUCUCACCUAAUCACAAACAAAAUCCCUACCCUCCAUAGCUGUUGUUCCAUGCUCCCUUCAGCUCUCCCACUUAUUUAACGUUCGAUACAGUGGUACCUCAGGUUAAGAACUUAAUUCGUUCCGGAGGUCCGUUCAUAAGCUAAAACUGUUCUUAACCUGAAGCACCACUUUAGCUAAUGGGGCUCCUGCUGCUGCCUCACCGCCGGAGCACAAUUUCUGUUCUCAUCCUGAAGCAAAGUUUUUAACCCAAGGUAAUAUUUCUGGGUUAGCGGAGUCUGUAACCUGAAGCGUAUGUAACCUGAAGCGUAUGUAACCCGAGGUACCACUGUAUAUUGUUUUUCUUCCUCACCCCUCCCGCAUAUUCUUAAGCAGCACAUGCUUCUGGUUCACAUUUUUGGUUUUUCUAUAGCUGUGUCAGAAGUCUAUAAAAGGGCCCCCUCCCCACUUGCUUACUUACUUACAGCUACAAACACUCAACUACAUCCAGAUUUCCUUCCAGGUUAACAAGCUGAGGUGUCGGCAAAGCAUUCAGGCUUAGAGCAUCCUUAACUACUGUUUACAACCACCUCUCCUCUCAUGUGAGAGGUUGCAACUAAUCCCUCAUCAAUUCUUGCUUCUGUCAUUUAGCCUUCUUGAAAUAUCAUCUGAUACUAGAGCCAUAUCAUAGAUCAACUUCUGUUCUGACCGCUUAUGCAAUGCUCUGUCAACCAAUUUCUCCAGGGGCCCAAUGUUCACUAUCUAAGUUCCCCCCACUGCACCCUCGAUCUCUCGGUAUUCCAUGCCCCUGAGUUCCUAUGGGGCUAUUUUUAUUAUUUAAGCAUCUGCAAACACUGGGGUUACUAAGAGUCUGCUGAUAUCACUCUCUAGUGUGUGGAUUCUGUGAUUAUAGCUAGGAAAGCAUGAGCACAGGGAGACUUGCAUCAAUCUUAGAAUGAUUUGCACAAUCCCCACAGGCUAAUAUUUUAAAAUAAAAUAGUUCAAUACCAGUAGUUUCUCUGGUUUUGCAAAUUCUAGCUUCGGUUUGAUCAUCUGAAACCUAUAAACACAGUGACUUUGUUCGCAUCUGCUGAAACCUUUUUCACGAACCACUUCCUCUUGCAUUUGUUUUACUGCUGCUUAGGAUAUUGACAACACAGAUCAAGAUAGAUGGUGCAGUUAUAUAAUGUAUCGUGGAUUAAUAAGGUACGUUAAAUAGAUACCUUGGUUAUUUGCCUACGGACCCUCACUAUCUUCUUGUCUCAUACACUCAGCUGCCAUUUUAUGUGCUGUGCAUGCCUGUAUCAUGCUCUGUAUUUUCGAGUGACCAGUUUGAGGGGCAGGUUUUGUAUCAUCAGACUGUGACACAGGGUGUGUUCACAUUAAAAGGUAAAGGACCCCUUGAUGGUUAAGUCCAUUCAAGGAUGACUAUGGGGUGCGGCUCUUAUCUCACGUACCACCUUACAGAAAAUGGAAGUUGUUCUCCCCUUCCAGCUGUUCAACAUCCGUACAGCUUUAAUUCAUUUCUGUUUGUGUACACACUGGGGUGGGGGCGUUUAUGGGGUAGGGAUAGAUUUACUCUAUGCAAGGGUGUUCAAACCUUGACUAGAGAUGAAUUCGGAAGGCGUGAAGCUGUAUCUUAUAAUAAGGUACAGGAUACACAUGUCUUUUGGAUUGUGUGAACAUGCAUUAAGAACACAGUACAGUCGUACCUUGGUUGUCAAACACCUUGCAACUCGAACGUUUUGGCUCCUGAACGCCGCAAACCCAGAAGUGAGUGUUCCAGUUUGCGAAUGUUCUUUGGAAGCUGAAUGUCCGACGCGGCUUCCGUGGCUUCCAGUUGAGUGCAGGAAGCUCCUGCAGCUAAUCGGAAGCCGUGCCUUGGUUUUUGAACGUUUUCAGAAGUCGAAUGGACUUCUGGAAUGGAUUCUGUCUGAAAACCAAGGUACGACUGUACCGGAAACGCAGUGAGUGCACAGCAAAUGGGAAUGUCUCCAUCUCUUUAACCUUUUCCUAUAGAAAUGAAUGAUUACCAUUCGUUUGUAUUUGUUCAAAGUGGAUGCAGCUUCCUUAAAAUGGUAUUAAUUUUGUCUGCAGGUCAAAUUAUUCCUUACUGGUGCAAACUGAGCCCUCAUCUGCACUAUAAAUUUAAAGCAGUAUCAUACCAUUUUAAACAGUCAUGGCUUCCCCCAAAGAAUCCUGGGAACGUUAGUUUGUGAAGAGUGCUGAGACUUGUCAGGAGACUCCUAUUUCCCCCUUUGAGCUACAGUUGCCAGAGUGGUUAACCAUCAGUCCCUCUUCCCAGGGAACUCUGGGAAUUGUAGCUCUGUGAGAGGAAUGGGAGUCAGCACCCUCAACAAACUACUAUUCCCAUUAUCAUUUGGAAGGGAGGGAACCAUGGCUGUUUAAAGUGGUGUGUAUAGCACAGAUGGGGCCUGAGGUGUGCUUUUAGAGCAGCUAGGUGGUGCAGUGGGUCAGUGUGUCCGGCUGUUAACCAGAUGAUUUGUAUUGUGGUUCAAGCUCACCCAAGAACUGCUAUGGGCAAGAUUCCUGCAUUGCAGGGGGUUGGACUAGAUGACCCUUGGGGUCUCUUCCAACUCCACAAUUCCAUUAUUUUAUUCUAUUAAUAGCUUGAGAAGCAGUUAAUUAGAUACUGAAACCUGCCAUUUAUAUUAUCGGAUGGCAAACAGUCACAAAGGUUAGAAACUAAAGUGGUACCUUAGGUUAAGUACUUAAUUCGUUCCGGAGGUCCGUUCUUAACCUGAAACUGUUCUUAGCCUGAAGCACCACUUUAGCUAAUGGGGCCUCCUGCUGCUGCUGUGCCGCUGGAGCCCGAUUUCUGUUCUUAUCCGGAAGCAAAGUUUUUAACCUGAAGCACUAUUUCUGGGUUAGCGGAGUAUGUAACCUGAAGCGUAUGUAACCUGAAGCGUAUGUAACCCAAGGUACCACUGUAUUUGGAAAUCUUGAAUGAGUAAAAAAUUAAAAUGAAUGAGAUGUUUUACUUCAUUGAAAAAAAUUAUUUGCAUUUAUGGCAGAUUGGGCUAUGCUCGAAUUUCUCAUGCUCAUCUGAGUGAUUCUGAACUUCAAAUGGCAAAAUUUAGAAUCCCAGAUGACCCAGAUAAUUAUAUUGAUAAUGACAAACUCACCAUUGACCCCAGUGAAGUAUCGAAGGAAACACAUUUUGCCACAAGGUUAGUGCAUUUAAAAUCAAAAUGUGCCACAAUGUUUUCAAGUGAGUGGCUUUGAAAUUGCCAUCACUUUUGUGAACAUGAAAUAUGGGAAUCCGUAAGUUUAGUAGCCUGUACCUAUGACUUGGAGUAAAGAGAUUCUUUUUUGUAAUUCUUUUUUUGAGAAUCGCUCUCUCAGAGAAUGAAUUCAGCUGGCGAGUAUGGGCAGGAUUGUAGCCAAUAUGGGGCCACUGAGAAACUGAGUCAGCAUAUUUAGUUUGCCACACACACACACACACACACACACACACACACACACACAUAUGUGACAAAAGAUGCCUAAGGGAGCACCUCACUCCCAAAGAGAAUAGUGCAUACUCAGAGUUUAUGCUGGGCAUAAAAUACAGAAAAGUGACUUGUGCACGUGAAGAAAUUGAGGAUCCUGGAAGGGAAUAUGGCUGGCUAGUAAAAGGUACCCCUGGUUAGGGGUCAGCAAACUUUUUCAGCAGGAGGGCUGGUCCACUGUCCCUCAGACCAUAUGGGGGGCUGGACUAUAUUUGGGGGGGGGAGGAAUGGACAAAUUCCUAGGCCCCACAAAUAACCCGGUAAAGGUAAAGGUACCCCUGACCAUUAGGUCCAGUCGCGGACGACUCUGGGAUUGCGGUGCUCAUCUUGCUCUAUAGGCCGAGGAAGCUGGCGUUUGUCCGCAGACAGCUUCUGGGUCAUGUGGGCAGCAUGACUAAGUCGCUUCUGGCAAACCAGAGCAGCGCACGGAAACGCCAUUUACCUUCCCGCUGGAGCGGUACCUAUUUAUCUACUUGCACUUUGACAUGCUUUCGAACUGCUAGGUUGGCAGGAGCUGGGACCAAGCAACGGGAGCUCACCCUGUUGCGGGGAUUCAAACCGCCAACCUUCUGAUUGGCAAGUCCUAGGCUCUGUGGUUUAGACCACAGCGCCAACAAAGGUACUCAACACUGCAGCAUUUUGCUGCAGGUCCCAUUUGAAUGAUACUUGUUCUAUCAGUGUGGAUAGUUCAUUAUGUACCAAGUCUCAAUGAAAUCAGAGAAUCAUGUAGCACAACUAUAUGCAUGUUUACUCAGAAGUAAGUCUCAGUGAAUUCAGCGGGGCUUAGUUCCACCAGAUAUUUGUCCAAAGGCAGAAGGAAACCUGUGUACUGGGGCAGUGAGGGAGGAAAGUAAAAUUAAAUAACCUAAUUUCAAUUUAUUUUCUACCCUGAUACUACUAAUUUCAUAUAUUUUUUUGCUAUAAAGCUGUACAAUUAGCGAAGGAGAAAGAUGCUUAUACCAUGAACGUCUCACGCAUUAUUUUUGUACAGGUUUGGAUGCUAUCAAGAUGGGCACAAUUAUGAGAUGAACCAUCGUUUUCACAUGAGCACACCAAAGUACUUUAAGCAAGCUAGCCACUAG